UGGGAACUCUGGCCAUGUAGCCGAUGGAAGGAAGAGGUGGCCGAGAGAAGGAGGGAGUCGGAGCAGGCAGCGGACGGACGCGGGUUAGGGAGUGUGACAUGUGGAACAUCCCAGGAACACAUGUGAUGGCUGGAGCUCCAGCUUCAUUUUGGUUGGACCGUGAAGACAUGGGCUGCCCUGGGACUCGUCAAGGAACUUUGAAAAUCAUCCAACUCAAGAGACAGGGUCUUGCUAUGUAGCCCAGACCAGCUGCAAACUCGGGAUGCUUCAGCCUGCACUCCUGAGUGCUGGGAUUACAGGUUCCACAGCACUGGACCAGAGGAGAACCAGGUAGAAGAAACCCCUGAACUUGCCCAAGGAGUUCUGGCAGGUGGCUUGAGCAAGCGGUGGUGAAGAGCAGACAGCUUUGGACUGAGGACAGGAGAGAACCAGAGAGGAUGUGAGCAGUCAGAACUCUCCGGAAAGAGGGUCUGCAGGCUGUGUGCACUGCAGGUGGGGAGCUCUUGACCCUACACCUUUCCCCCCAUCUUCCAGAAUGACCCCAGACUGGCACAGUUCCUUGAUCCUCACGGCCUACAUCCUCAUCUUUCUUACUGGGCUCCCUGCCAACCUGCUGGCCCUGCGGGCCUUCAUGGGCCGGGUUCGCCAGCCUCAGCCUGCCCCUGUGCACAUCCUCCUGCUUAAUCUGACCCUGGCGGACUUGCUCCUGUUGCUGCUGCUGCCCUUCCGGAUCGUGGAAGCAGCAUCCAACUUCCGCUGGUACCUACCAAAGAUCGUGUGCGCGCUGACAGGCUUCGGCUUCUACAGCAGCAUCUACUGCAGCACGUGGCUGCUGGCGGGCAUCAGCAUGGAACGCUACCUGGGAGUGGCCUUCCCGGUGCAGUACAAGUUAUCCCGCCGGCCACUGUAUGGAGUGAUCGCUGCUCUGGUGGCCUGGAUCAUGUCCUUUGGCCACUGCACCAUCGUCAUCAUCGUUCAGUACCUGAACUCAACUGAGCAGGUGGGCACUGAGAACCAAAUAACCUGCUACGAGAACUUCACCCAAGAGCAGCUGGAUGUGGUACUGCCCGUACGACUGGAGCUGUGCCUGGUCCUGUUUUUCGUUCCCAUGGCAGUCACCAUCUUCUGUUAUUGGCGCUUCGUGUGGAUCAUGCUCACGCAGCCCCACGUUGGGGCUCAGAGGCGACGCCGGGCAGUGGGCCUGGCUGUUGUGACGCUUCUUAAUUUCCUGGUGUGCUUUGGACCCUACAACAUGUCCCACCUGGUGGGGUUCUACCUGAGGCAGAGCCCCUCGUGGCGGGUGGAGGCUGUGGUGUUCAGUUCCCUCAAUGCCAGCCUGGAUCCAUUAUUGUUCUACUUCUCCUCCUCCGUGGUGCGCAGAGCUUUUGGGAAAGGUUUGCUACUGAUCCGCAAUCCUGCCUCCUCUAUGCUGGGCAGGGGAGCCAAAGAGACAGUGGAGGGGACCAAGAUGGACAGGGGUGGAAGUCAAGCAGAAGGGGUACAGAGUUCUGAAUUUGUCACCGAGUAGAGAGUCCCCCGGAUCUUCCCGAGCAUUUGGGUCACCCAGAAGUUGGUCUGGUUAGCAGAGCUCCUGAGACUUGGUAAAAGAUAAAAGAUUAAGAAAGAAAGAAAGAAAGAAAGAAAGAAAGAAAGAAAGAAAGAAAGAAAGAAAGAAAGAAAGAAAGACACCUCCACCCAUCUGCCACUGCCCUCUCAGCUCAGCAGAACCACUUGACUGAAUUUUCCUGCCCAGAGAAGCAUAGCUCCAGGAUACAAGAAGGAAUGGCUACACCCUUACACUGUAUUUUCACAGUGGGGUCAGGGGCUCAGAAGCAAGGUGACUAAUAGGGGUGCAGUAAUAAAAGUAAUUUUUUUCCUCGAGCUUGGAAAUGCCACCUAGAGACAGUGAUCUGGCUGGUGAUGCUGGAAAGAAGCCAAUGGAAAAGAUGGGGGGAGAUGGGGGGAAGAAGAGGAAUGCCGGGAAAGCUCUAAGCCACAGCCUUGAGGCAGGGGCUGAGGGCGGGCAACACACAGGGCUCCCAUCUCUGGUGAUCUUGGCCUUUCUAUAUCCGAUUGAGCUGUCCUUUGUACAUGUGCUCCGCUGAUUUUCAUAUUUUGGUCUUGUCUCCACUGUUAUGCCGGGAUCUGGGUCACAUGCUUAUCCUCUGUGUCACCAGUCACUGGGUCUAGGAGAUGUCUUGGUACCCGUCUGUCUGACAUUGACAAUGACCUGAAAGGAAGGAUUAAAAAGAAAAUCUGGUUUGGCAGGUAAAAAUAAAGAUUAUGAAAGUC
This is a messenger RNA of Mus musculus (house mouse), 2292 nucleotides long. RefSeq names its product free fatty acid receptor 2 (gene Ffar2). Gene Ontology annotation, cellular component: membrane; plasma membrane. Gene Ontology annotation, molecular function: G protein-coupled receptor activity. Bases 536 to 1528 code for a protein of 330 amino acids. The record is from RefSeq and is marked validated. Gene Ontology annotation, biological process: response to fatty acid; G protein-coupled receptor signaling pathway; cell surface pattern recognition receptor signaling pathway. The transcript is spliced from 3 exons. Lineage: Eukaryota; Metazoa; Chordata; Mammalia; Rodentia; Muridae.